GUAUACCUCACCUCGGUGGGCGAACCGGACAUGAUGACACACACAUGUCCCGAACCGAUAUGGAUGGAUGAGUCGAUGAUAGACGGACGGGUCGGGCAUGUUAGGUAUCCACACACGCGAAGCGAAGGACACAUCUGUCUGUACAGUACACGGCAGGCAGGCAGGCAGGCAGCUGAGAGAGACAGAGCAUCCGCGUACGCAGCCAUCAAUCAGUGCAUGGAGACGGGGAGAGCAGAGAAAACUGGAAAGAUGCGCACGGCAAGUCAAUCAAAUAGAUACGAGUGACUUGGUGGAUACAAAGCCCGUCAUGUCAUGUGUAUGCACACCCCACCCAUCCACGAGAGUGAGCAGCAUCUUCCCCAACACGUCCCCAUCUCUGUCCGUCCCUACACCCCUUCACCUGCCCCUCCCCAGCUUAUCCUCAACAUGCUCCCGCAGCCUCGCAAGCUCCUCCGCACGUUCGCACGCCUCAGCCCCCGCCCGCCUGGCGCGGCUCUCGUGCCGACGCGCCUCCUCGAUCGCCGCACACACAUCCACACGCAGCCUCCUGAGGCCACUGUGAGAGCGCUCCGAGUCCACAGCCGACUGAGACAGGCUGCAUACGACACAAGGGAGACAUUGAUGUGUGUUAGGGGUGUGUGUGUGUGUGGCAGACUUGUGAAAGGGCUGGGGGCGGUAGGUGUGCAAGAGGGGCUCCAGUCGGUCUAUGUCGGGCUCUGCGGCGUCCAGACACUGCUGGGCCCUCUCGCUAUCGCUGGAAGCCCGCUGAUACCUGCAUGGACCGCACGGACACACCAACAUUGGUGGGUGGGUGGAUGUCCUGGCUGGCUGGUUCCCUGCCCGCUCACUUCUGCUGCUGCACGCGUGUGAGUCCCUCCUCCCUGCGGAUCUCGCCCUCUACUUGUGCCAACUCAGCCUCCAGAUCAGCAAUCCUGCACACGCCCACGCGGGCAGAGGCUCACAGGCAAUGAGUGGCUGGUGGAGGAGAAGGCGUCUGCGGCUGACCUGCGCCUCGUAUCGGAGUCCUCCUCGUCGUUGCGAUCCGCCGGUCCAGGCUCGUCCGGCGCUCCCGGCCAAUCAUCCACCUCAGUCUGAGAGCCGAUACAGGCAUGGCAUGGGUACGUGCACCAGUGGUGUCUGCCUGCCUUUGGCACACGCACCUCCUCAUGCCGCCUUCUUGGAUGCACGUUCCGUGGUCCAUCGUUGGCACGUCGGUCCGCAUGACCAUCCCUGCAGGCACAACGCGGCGCGUCGAUGUGUGCAUGCGGUGCUUUCAUGGAUGUGGCUGGGUGGCGUACAUGUGGGCGGACGGUGAGGGGCUGCCGAGUAAGCGAUGGCCUGCGGCGGCCUGACGAGCCUGUGGGUCCACUGAUACGAUGGCCACCCUGACACACACACACACAUGACAUGGCUGACGUGUGUUGCUCUGUGCGUCCCUCGCUCUUCCUUUACUAACCUUCCAGAUAAUUCAUGCAUGAAGACGAGCGUCCCGGUGCUGUCCGCCAGCCGCUCCUUGUCGUCGCUGUCCAUCGCUGCCCCCACCGGCGGCAGCAGCAGCAGGACGUCCUCCCUGUCCCGCAGGUCCCUCCACAGGUCGCCGUCCUUGCCCUGCUCCCACAGCCCCUGCAGCCGGAGAUACGCUAUGGCAGCACGCCGCUCCUCGUACAUCCCUGACAUUAAUUACGUGCAAGACGCGCACAGACACCAUGCUAGGUAAUUGGCACAGACACCAUGUUAGAUGGCAUGUUGGGAGGGGGAGGCUCACCUCCGAUCAGCAGGUGGUCUGCGACUCUCUCGACGCCGCACGCACGGGACGCGCGAGCGAUGCGCCUCGUGAGAGCGGCCAUCCGCCCCUCGCCCAUGCGACGGAACACGUGAAGGUCCUCAUCCGACAACUGUAUGCGGUCAAUGGCCAGCUCGUCUCGCCGGCUGUGGCGGCUUCCUGUCCACCCUGACAGAAGGUACCCACAACCAAAGGACGUACGAAUGCAUACACAAGGCAUGUUUGGAGUGUAGUGUUACGUGCAGAGGAGAAUCCUAAUGCUGCCGGGUGGUCGGAACUCUCAACCAGGCGCAUCAAACGCAGCUGCGCGGCGAUGCGGUCGCGCCUGACCGACACGACACGCAGUGUUUUCACUGAUGGUUUGAUGCUCAUGUCAUGGUGUUUUCCCGUCUUUCUCACCGGUUGGCUCCGAAUAUGGCUAUGCCGCGCUGCCGAGACUCCUUGCUCUUGCCAGGUAUCAGCAGACAGCCGCACUCGCGCAUCAGACGGACAGCCGCGGCGCUCACAACACCACCGCCAGGACCGGCGGGCUCCCCUGAAGCGUCAAACACACACAUACACAACAAGCCUGUAUUCCUUAUCUGUUGCCUGGCUGGCCACCCAUGACGAGUCGAAUGAUAUCUCUGUGCACCGGGAGGAAGUCCAGGUUGCCGGUGUUGUCGGAUUCCUUGAGGGAUGCGGCGCCCCUCUCGACGUACUGCAUCAGCAGCUUCAUAUACCUAAACGCCCUAGUGACGUCAUCCUCCUGCUCGCCGCCGCUCACCGAGAUGUCUGAAUGAACGAGGAGGUCGGGGAGGGAGACAGCACCAUCCACGGCACACACAGCACUCACCCACCCAUUCAAUGCGCCGUACCAUUAUCGUGCAGCUCUAUGUAUGUGCCCGUGAGGGUCUCGAUCACGCUGCGAUAGAUGCCGUCGUGAGCUGUGAGGGCGCGAUCCAGCGAAGGCGGCAGGCUCCGCACGUCACCCUCCCCAUCCCUCUCGUCCGGCGGCCAGUCGUCCAUAUGUUCCAGAGGGUCAUCCGGGGCAUAGUCUCGCGAGCGAAUGCUUGGUCGGUCGGGGUGGUUGGCGGUGGCUGUAGGGGGCUGUGGUGCUGCCUCAUGCCGGCUGUGAUCUCGGUUGAGGGGUGUGGGGUUGAGAGGGGCCAUGGUGGGCGCCACAGGGAGAGGGGCCCGGCCGGUCCGCACUCGCUCCUGCGGCACCGGCGGCCGCAGGAUGAUCGGCAUAGAAUGCUGCUGUUGCUGCUGUGGCGGGGCCACCGAUGGCUGCUGCUUCGGUGCAGCGACGAGCAAAGAGGAAGCCGGUGGGGCAGUGAGGGGGUUGGGCGGUGCCAUAGGGUCUUUGGCAGCACUUGCGGCAGUGGAUGCGGGGUUGACGGGCGGCUGGCUGCCUGAGGGGCCUCCCUCAGCUCCCUCUGGCCGUGAGCGAACCUGCAGCUGUAGCAGCAGCAGCAGCAGCAGCAGCAGAGAGGGUGGUGUGGUGUUGUGAGUGCACGUGUGGUGUGGUGGCGUACGCACUUGGCGUCUGUGCAUGUGCCGUUCAUGAAGCCCCGGCACAGGCGGGUCUUUCUCAAAUCGGGCCUCGUGCGCAACUCCUCCUGGGGGCACACGCACACACGGCUCAGCGGCUGUGUGCGGCUCUCAGCGGCUCAAGCCUCUCUUCAGACAGCUCACCUCGCCGUGCGCGUAUGUGCACUUGGCUCCGCGGGCGCACUUGCCCUCCUGCCAGUGCUUGCAGAUGACAGUCUUGUACAAGAGCGAAUUUUCCUGCACCUGCCUCUCGCCAUUCCUUCCGCCUUCCUCAGCCAUCGCCGACGUGUGCCGCGCCCUGAAUGAGUCAACCAGGCCGCAUUCACAAUGUUCACUCAUGCCAGUGGACUCAUCCCCUUUCCCCCGACUAACCGACCAUGGCAGCGAACACAGUGACCGUCGGCUGAUGAAUUAUCUAUCCAGCGAAGGACAGCGUAUCGCCCACCGCAACCAGUGCGAUGUCAGGCUGCCCUCUUGUUCUCCUCCUCUUCUUCUUCUUCUUCUUCUUCUUC
Molecule: messenger RNA, 3825 nt
Organism: Vitrella brassicaformis
Lineage: Eukaryota; Vitrellaceae
Source: the annotation of a GenBank genome assembly